AUGGCGCAAGUGGAUGACAAGCUCAAGGACUACGAGAUCAGGAAGGAGGGAGAGGCAGAGAUCCUCUUGCACAAGAGGAACGCCGUCUUUUACAAUCCCGUGCAGGUUCACAACAGAGACAUGUCCAUUGCUGUUUUAAGGACCUUUGUUGCUAAGCGCAAGGAAGAACAUGAAGCGUUGGUGGACAAGAGGAAUACAUCACAUGAAAAAAACAAACAGAGUGAAACAUCCAGUCAAAAUGGAGAGGAUGCGUCAACUGGCCAGCAAGAUGAAAUGGAUGUUGUUUGUGAAAAGGAGCUAAAUAAAGCUGAAGAUCAAAUUGAUGAUCUGUCAAAAGAAGCAACAAAACCUUCAUGGAAAGUAACCAGAGAGCUUAAGCCACCACUUGUCCUUGAGGCUUUGGCUGCUACUGGGUUGCGAUCUCUCCGGUAUGCCCGUGAAGUUGAGGGCUUAGGAAAGGUAGUUGCUCUGGACAAUGAUAAAGCUUCUGUUGAAGAUUGCAAGCGAAACAUAAAGUUUAAUGGCGCUUCCGCUACUAGUGAGGUGGAAGCUUACUUGGUUGAUGCUCGAAUUCACAUGCUGAUGCAUCCAAAAGAAUUUGAUGUGGUUGAUCUGGACCCUUAUGGAUCACCAUCUAUAUUUCUCGACUCAGCUGUACAGGCUGUUGCUGAUGGUGGUUUAUUGAUGUGCACUGCCACUGAUAUGGCAGUUCUUUGUGGUACCAAUGGAGAAGUUUGUUACUCGAAAUAUGGUUCAUUCCCAACCAAGGGCAAGUAUUGCCACGAAAUGGCUUUGAGAAUCCUCCUUGCCAGUAUUGAGAGCCAUGCAAAUCGGUACAAGCGAUAUAUUGUGCCUGUUCUCUCUGUGUUCAUGGAUUUUUAUAUCCGUGUUUUUGUUCGAGUAUUCACUUCUGCAAGUGAAAUAAAGAAUACACCUCUUAAACUUUCUUACAUAUAUCAGUGUGUUGGCUGUGACUCUUUCCAUCUUCAAUGUCUUGCGAGGACUGUUCCGAAGAAGAAUAAUGGUGUGAAGCAUGUACCUGCUAUUGGACCUGUUGUUCCUCAAGAGUGCAGUGAUUGUGGAAAGAAAUUUAAUGUAGGUGGGCCAAUAUGGUCAGCUCCUAUUCAUGAUCAAGACUGGGAGUUACAUGACAUUCCAUUGUUCUUCAGUCUCCAUAACAUAGCAGGCACUGUUAAGUGCACAUCUCCAUCUUUGGUUAUGUUUCGGUCUGCAGUUCUAAAUGCAGGGUAUCGGAUCUCAAGCACCCAUGUUAACCCACUUGGGGUUAAAUCUGAUGCCCCUUGGGAUGUUAUUUGGGACAUCAUGCGCUGCUGGGUGAAGAAUCAUCCUAUUAAGGAACAACCACGUGACACACCUGGCACGGCGAUCCUUUCGAAAUCACCAAAGCUAGAAGCAAAUUUUUCAAGAGCAGUUGCUGCCCUCAGCAAGGCUCAGGCAAAGAAGAUUAAACGAUUUCUUCCAAACCCAGAACGGCACUGGGGUCCGAAGGUCAGAGCAGGCCGUAAGAUCACGAGCAAACAUGUCUCUCUGUUGGGCCCUGAGGCUAUCAAUGGUGCUGUGAAUGGUGGUGGUGACUGCCACAAAGAAGGAAACGGUGCUGCUGCGCCAGAUAAUACAGCCCCAGAACCGGAGGGGAUCAAAGAGGUAGUUGAGAAUGAACCCUCAAUCAAACGCCAGAAAACCAGCGACGAACCAGCAAGUGAACCUUGA
Miscanthus lutarioriparius is the source of this 1731-nucleotide messenger RNA. The record is from the annotation of a GenBank genome assembly. NCBI's taxonomy places the organism in Eukaryota, Viridiplantae, Streptophyta, Magnoliopsida, Poales, Poaceae.